Messenger RNA from Chelmon rostratus (copperband butterflyfish), 4368 nucleotides. It is a transcript of the gene map7b, whose product is annotated as microtubule-associated protein 7b. Gene Ontology annotation, cellular component: microtubule cytoskeleton. The transcript is spliced from 20 exons. The record is from RefSeq and is a predicted model, not a curated record. Gene Ontology annotation, biological process: microtubule cytoskeleton organization. The coding region runs from base 206 to 2554 and encodes 782 amino acids. Lineage: Eukaryota; Metazoa; Chordata; Actinopteri; Chaetodontiformes; Chaetodontidae.
UCGGUUGUUUGGAAUUUCUUCUUUUUGCUUUUUCCCUCGUCCCCCUCACUGCACCAUGGACUUUGGAUUCAAGCUUAUCGUCCGCCGUGUAGGAUGUAUUCAGGAAGUAGCAAUGUUGAUUCUGGCCCUCCGAUCCGACUAGUCGGAGUGGGACGCCAACCAGGGGUUAAACAGGUCUCAUCCUGGGAUUGACAUCCCUGGAAUCAUGAACCAAAAUCCAGCAUCUUACUCCCAGUAUAAAACAGAGGAUGGCAGAGCGUCUUCAACCACCCGGCCCAGCUCCGCGGGCUCCGUGCAGACCUACACUCCCACCCUGACCCCCACUCCCACCCCCACCCCAACUCGCACCACUACCAGCAACAGCCCCAGUAACAAUGCUGCCACCAAAACAGACUCUUUGCUCUUCAACAAGAUUGACGAGAGACAGAGGUUAGCCCGUGAGCGCCGGGAGGAGCGUGAGAAACAGAAUGCUGUGAAGGAAGCCCAGUGGCAGGCACGUGAGGAGCGAGCCAGGCAGCACUAUGAGAAGCAACUGGAGGACAAAAAGAAGCGGCUGGAGGAGCAGAGGAUAAAGGAGGACAAGAGACGGGCUGCCGUGGAGGAGAAACGACGGCAGAAACUGGAGGAAGAUAAGGCUCGUCAUGAGGCAGUGAUGCGUCGGACAUUGGAGAGGAGCCAGAGAACCAGACAGAAGCCCAACCGGUGGUCUUGGGGAGGGGCUCUGCACACAAACACUCCCAGCACACCAGCCGGUUUUGUCGAGUCGGCUUUCCUCUAUCCACUCGACCUUGCUGGACUGGAGCACAUGCAGAGUGCUUUCAGUCUCUACCACAGAUACGGAAUGACCUCCCAAUAUGCUGACAGGCGGUCAGUUUCCACGAUGAAUUUAUCCAAACACACAGACCCCGUUAUUACCAAGCGCCUCUCCUCCUCCUCUGCCACACUCCUACACUCACCAGACAGAGGCUUACAGAUGAGAACAACCUCCACCCCUGUCAUUAGCAAAGCUCAAUCCAAACCCGGCCUACACCAGGGAAAGACCACCCAGCACAGAAACACAGGCCUGCGCCGUCUUCCAUUGACGCCAUGGGAGAGCAAUGUGGUGAACCGCCUGCAGCAGCCAACACACUCCUACUUGGCUCGUAGCCGCAGCGCCAUGAGUCUGUCUGGAGAGCAAACAGCCAUGCCUGUGUGUCCUCGCUCAGUGUCCUGCCACCCCAUGGGCUCCAUGUCCUUUAAGGCCCUGCAGGCCCAGCCACUUCCUCACUGCCGCAGCCAUGACAGGAGCCUCAGCAGGGAGACGGCCUCGUCUUCCUCCAAGACUAUCCGCAGGAGGACCACUGGCACCACACAGCAGAAGGACCGUGACAAUGUCAGGAAGUCAUGGAGCAACCUGUCGCUCCCAUUGGCUCCCAUUCUGACUUUGCCCCCCAACAAGCGCUCCUCUUCUCCGUGCAAGAAGAACAGCAAAGUGGCAGCACCCUCUCCUGGCAGGCCUCCACAAAAGUCAGGACGGCCCCCGACCCCCAAGCUGCUUAAGUCUCCAGGGGCAGAGGACCCUGGAAACCUUCGUCCUUUCAGGAUCACACCCGAGAGCCCCCAACCCACCAGAGCCCAAGAAGAGGAGGAGGAAGAGCAGGUCCUCAGUCCUCCUCAGCCUCGACCUCAGCCACUGGGUCAGAACAAGCCCAGUAGUGAGCUGACACCACCAGCAGCAGCAGCAGCAGGAGCAGCCAGUGAGAGUGUAAGCAGUCCUCCGGCCCACAAGCCCUCAGCAGGCACCACAGAUCCAGAGGAGGCGAGCCGUAUCCUGGCUGAGAAUCGUCGGCUGGCCCGCGAGCAGAGGGAGAGAGAGGAAGAGGAGCGCAGACAACAGGAGGAGCGGGCGAAGUUAGCGAAGGAGGAAAUGGCUCGCCGCAAGGCAGAGGAGCGAGCAAAGAGAGAGGAGGAGGCCCAGCGUCUGGCUGAGGAGAGGAGACUGAGGGAGGAGGAGGAGAGAAAGGAGGAGGAAGACAGACUUCAGAAAGAGAGAGAGGAGGCAGAGAGACUCCAGAAACAGAAAGAGGAGGAAGAGUCUCGACAGAGAGAGGAGGCCGAGCGACUGAGGCAGGAGAGAGAGAAACACUUCCAGAAAGAGGAGGCCGAACGUCUGGAGAGAAAAAAGCGUCUGGAGGAGAUCAUGAAAAGAACAAGACGUUCAGACACAGCAGAGAAGAAAGUUGUUCCUAACAGGAAUGGAGACAACGCAGCUGCUCCGAGUCCGUCUGCAGUGACUGCGUCUCCGACGCACAAUAGCAACGGCAACAGUCGCGAACCUGACCCAAACCCCAACACCACCGCACUGAGCCAUCCUGACCAGAGGGAGAACGGGGAGUUUGAAGAGGAGAUCAUACUGCCUUCACAUUCCAGGUUGUCUCCUCCUGAGGGAGAGGAGCAGCAGCAGCACGAGGGGGAGGAGAGAGUUCCUGUCCUAGCCUUCAGGGAGAACGGUCUCCUAAAGCCUCUCAGCGGAAUAGAGGACAUAUCAGCCCAGCAGGGACCGGAUGUUGCCUGAUGCCCCAUUAGACUGAGAUUCCACACCCAGAGAGAGUGAGACGGUCAGAGAGAGGUAACACAGAGCUGCUCAACGGAAGGACUCGUAGCAUCAAAGCCAAGACCCUUCCAGAGGUUUACUUUGUCACCCUCCCAUGACAGAAGAGCAUGGCAGCCAUUUCCCAAAGAUCUCCCAAAUGCAUCUCCAGAGAGGAGCUACUUGUCCCUCAAGCUCUCUGGGAGCAGAUCCAGCUCUCUGUCUCAGUCAUUAUGUUCUGGUACAGUCCCAACUUCCCCUCAUUCUGAAGCAUAUAUCACACACACACACACAUAUAUGUGUGUGUGUGUGUGUGUGUGUGUGUAUGAAUGAAUGAGAGACUAAUAAUGAUGUAAGCUGAGAUCAGCUGUAAAGUCUUCAGCCAUGAUACUUGAAGAGUUUUUUUCUGUCAAUGUAGAACACACUGCAAUCAGACAGACUGACAAAAUCAGUGGCGUUAUAACUGGAACUCACACAACAGGCUCCGAGUUACAAGACUUCAUUAACACGCUUGCUCUCUUUAACUGGAACCUCAUGAUUCUCAUUUUUUCAACAUUUCUACUGAAAUGUUACAGAAGAGAUUGGAUGUAGGCAUGACAUCAGUGCAUGAAGUUGUAUUAAGACUACAGGAAAGUGUCAUGUCAUGUAUUAUAUUUUUGCUGUGUCGACAGUGUUUGAGACUAGAGGUUAUUACUGGGGUGAGGCAGGGGCGUUGGAGCAUCAUGGAGUUUAAGUUAAAUAAUGAGAAAAUGAAAAUACUGUUCUCUCAGACGUCUGAGAAUUAGGGUGUAAACUACUGAUUUUUUGUUUAGUUUUAUUUAAUUGCUGUACAGAUAAAAAUGUGAUUCUUUGUUUUGUCCCUUCUGUCUUCACUCUGUGUUCAAAUUGAGAUAAGAAAAUAUCUGCUUUGAUGGUAAGUCCAGCUCUUUCCUUUAAUUUGUUUACCCCGUCACACUGUCUUAAAGUGAGCAGUGUUGGAGGACUCCGCUGUAGCUUAGCCGCCUUGUGUUGGAGGUUAACCUUUGUUUUGGCCAAAGUACCAAAUGGAUUAAAACAGUUUUCUGUUUGUGAUGUUAAUUCUGAAAUAAUCUGAUUCAUUUGAUCUUUUUGAUGAAGGAUUUAAGAAUUGCUGCUAACUUUCAUGUUCCUUUGCCUUACCGCAUCAUAGGAAAAAAGAGGUGACCUGUCUGUACUCGCUGAAAUGAAGACAUGCAUUCCCAGUAUGAGUUUGGCAUUCUGGCCACAUGCCCCAAGGCUCCAGGGGCUUCCUUUUCUUGAUUUAUGUUAAAAAUAUAAAAGAUGAUGAAAUGCUGUCGGUUGGUCCGUUACAUCAGAGAUUUAAGCAAAACACUUGCAUCUUUUUUUAACUCCCAACAAUGCUACUCUCUUAGCAUUCGGUUCUGAAACCUUCACACUGUUUCCUCUUUGUUCAAAUCUUGCUGUGGCACCAAAAUGAAAGGAAACUUCAGAAAGAUUACUCAUGUCUUGGUUAUGUAGUACUGGGCCCUGCCAGUAGUACAUGGCAUGCUGUUAUCCACAGGGUGACUGGACUUGGCUUGCAAAUAACUUGCUUUAACAGAAGCAAAAUCAACUGUAAAUGACAUUAUAAAUAAAUAUCCUAUAAAUGAUGUUUAAAAGUAGGUAUAUUUUACUAAGACUGACCAUGAGGCUUUGAAAACUAACAGGCCCUUUACUUGAGAAGAGGGGCUGUGGGAAGACAUCUUUGAACCACUGUAAAACUGAUAUCACUGAAACAGCUGUCGCAACCGUACUGUUUGGCAAGUAAAUAAAACUUUUUG